Messenger RNA from Corvus hawaiiensis (hawaiian crow), 4546 nucleotides. It is a transcript of the gene NADK, whose product is annotated as NAD kinase. The coding region runs from base 139 to 1464 and encodes 441 amino acids. Gene Ontology annotation, biological process: NAD+ metabolic process; NADP+ biosynthetic process. The transcript has 12 exons. The record is from RefSeq and is a predicted model, not a curated record. NCBI's taxonomy places the organism in Eukaryota, Metazoa, Chordata, Aves, Passeriformes, Corvidae. Gene Ontology annotation, molecular function: NAD+ kinase activity.
UGGAGGCGCGCAGGGCCCGCCGGCCCCGCGUCCCUCACAGCGCCCGCCGCCGCCAGCGCCGCCAGCUCCGCCGCGGGGCUCGGCCCUGAGGGACGCCGGAUUGAAUUUCUCUCUGGCUGAGGUUCCUUCAGUUCCAGGAUGGAGAUGAGUCGGGAGAAGCUGUGUGCCAGCAAGGCUGAUGGGAGCUCAGACUCUGCCUACCACUGCUCAGCAUGUCACGAUGAUGAGGAGUGGGGCAGCACGAGCCGGGGGCGAGCCAAGUCACGGAGUUUGUCAGCUUCACCAGCCCUUGGAAGCACCAAAGAAUUCAGGAGAACACGCUCCUUGCAUGGACCAUGCCCCGUGACCACGUUUGGACCAAAGGCCUGCAUGCUGCAGAAUCCUAAAACGAUUAUGCACAUUCAGGAUCCAGCAAGCCAGCGGUUGACAUGGAACAAACCCCCCAAGAGUGUCCUUGUGAUUAAGAAGAUCCGUGAUGCCAGUCUGCUGCAGCCCUUCAAAGAGCUCUGUGUGUACCUGACUGAGGAAAACAAUAUGAUAGUGUAUGUAGAAAAAAAAGUACUGGAAGACCCUGCUAUAGCUAAUGAUGAGAAUUUCGGACCAGUGAAGAAGAAAUUUUGCACCUUCAGAGAAGACUAUGAUGAUAUCUCCAAUCAGAUAGACUUUAUCAUAUGCCUGGGAGGAGAUGGGACCUUACUUUAUGCUUCUUCACUUUUCCAGGGUAGUGUACCUCCAGUUAUGGCUUUUCAUCUGGGAUCCCUUGGAUUUCUUACUCCAUUUAAUUUUGAGAAUUUUCAGUCCCAAGUCACUCAGGUUAUAGAAGGCAAUGCAGCUCUUGUUCUCCGGAGCAGGCUCAAGGUGAAGGUGGUGAAGGAGCCCAGGGAGAAAACAACAGUCCAGAAUGGGAUAGAGGAAAAUGGAGUCGUGUCUGCAAACCUGGAGAAAGAAGUGGGCAAGCAAAUUAUGCAAUAUCAGGUCCUCAAUGAAGUUGUGGUGGAUCGUGGCCCUUCCUCCUACCUGUCCAACGUGGAUGUGUUUCUGGAUGGGCACCUGAUAACCACGGUGCAAGGAGAUGGGGUGAUCGUGUCCACGCCGACCGGCAGCACCGCGUACGCCGCCGCAGCCGGAGCCUCCAUGAUCCACCCCAACGUCCCUGCUAUCAUGAUCACCCCCAUCUGCCCCCACUCCCUGUCCUUCAGACCCAUUGUGGUUCCUGCUGGAGUGGAACUCAAGAUUAUGCUCUCCCCAGAUGCCAGGAACACAGCGUGGGUUUCGUUUGAUGGAAGGAAGAGGCAGGAAAUAUGCCAUGGAGACAGUAUCAGCAUCACUACCUCUUGCUACCCCCUCCCCUCCAUCUGCUUCCGGGACCCCGUGAGCGACUGGUUCGAGAGCCUGGCCGAGUGCCUGCACUGGAACGUCCGCAAGAAGCAGAACAACUUCGCCGUGGAAGAAGAAGAGUUCUGAGUGUCCACAUCCAGCACGACUGGGGCACUGGAAUGUGGCAGUAUCCCCUCCUCUCUGCUUGGAUUUUGGAGCUCUUGGUGUGGGCACCGCCCUGGACCUGCCUUGUGGUUGUGGUUUCUAUCCCUCAGAUCCUGUGGCUGGAGAGGGUUGUGUUCCUUUCUGUCUAAAAUACCAAGAGUAGGAGUGGAAGGCUCUGAUGGUUCUAAUCCAGUGUGAAUUUCCUUCCAAAUGAGCAGUCUGAGAGUGGAUUGUUCCUGACUGCUACCAACAACCACAUCUGCAGAUUUGAUUGUAACCUCUAACUUACCAGUUCCAUGGUAGGCUGAAUGUAGCUACACCAGGGAAAAGUGGCAGCAGAAAAGUGGCAUUAAAAUCUCCUCUUUCGGUUUGUAACUCCAUUUAACACUGCUAGGAAUAGAAAGGCUCUGAGAUGAUUUCUUAAAAAAAAAAAAAAAAAAAAAAAAGCUCCUCUUUGUUAUCUUAAAUACACCUUGCCCAGAAAAUACUUUCUUACUUGCAAAUGUGACACACUGAAGAAACACCCACAAAGGAUGUUUUUUAUUAAUAGAUGGAAUUAAUAAUAAGUAUAUAUUUUUUAUAUAUACAUUUCUCUCUCGUGCCCAUUUGAGCAGUGGCUGACCCUUGGCUGUCAGCACUGUGGAAUUGCCCACAAACCACAGGGAUGAGCAUUAAUUAUUACAGGUGUCUGUGGGUUUGUAGCUGAGCUGAUUCAUAGCUCUGCACUUCCUCUUGGUGGGAAUCAUCCGUGUGUUGGUUUUUCCUAUUAUUUUUGUUGGAUUCCCUGGGAUAAAUGGUAGCAUUAGAGACUAUCAUGUUUAAAAAAAAAAUAAUAAUAAUUCUCCAAGCGUUCAAGAAGAAUCUGGACUUCAGUUGCUACUGUAUUCUAGUUCCACUGUUGUCCUGAAGAAAACACCCUGUUCUAGAUCCUGAAUGCCCUCAACUUCCAUGGAUACGUUCCAACUCUUGGUGCUGAGUAAUCCAGGAUGGGAUUCUGCAUUGGUGGGCUGGAGCAAUGAGAGGACACAUUCCCAGUGGAGUAGCAAUGGUGCCUUCAGCACACUCAAGAUAUUCUAAGUCUCAUAUUUACUUUUUUUAAGAUGCUUUCAAACGUUUCUAACUUCUCUCUGUACAUAUUUUAUUGUGUGUGCUUUUAUGAAAGAACAACAACAAAAAAAAAAAAAAAAACACCCAACAAAAGAACUGGUUGGGGGGGAAAAAAAGGGUUUGUACUGUACUUUAACUGCAAAAUAGCAAACCCAAGGAUAAUGUUUACAUUUAUGUUCUCUGUGGUGCAGUGUCAUGAUCAUCUUAUCCAAACUUCAGCAUUUUCAAGUCUUGCUGCGUUGGUCACGAAAGGAAGGGACAGGAGCUGUUAAAUGCCCGUGGCAGAUUCUUGCCAAGGGAUGAAUUUACUGAUUGAGGUGGGUUUUCUUUGGGAAUGGAGUGAGAGUCUCUGCUGAACUUUUUCCAUGAUUGUCUUAACGUUGUUUCUGUGGUCCAAAGUGGAAAUAGGAAAUGGGUUCAUUUCCAAACUCUGCCUGACCUGUUGUCCUCUGGUGGUUUCAAUAAUGUCUCAUCCCUUUUGGAUGCUGCCCUGGGCUGAGUCCAUGAAAUGCAGGUGAGAGCACUUUUCCAGAAAAGAGAAGCAAACUCUUGGGUUAACGAUUCAAAUCACAAUGAAAGUGUGUUCAUAUAAAUUAAUACUUGGUUUGUACAUUUUGUAAAAUAGAAUAUUGGUUUGAUUUGGUCAAAAACAGACAGAUUUUGGGAUAUCUUGGAGAAUAUCCAGAGAGCUUUUGGGAUUUCUCUUUCACUUGAAUCCGUAGUAAUUGUUUUAUCACUGUUUUGAAGCUGCUUACGGGUUUCCUAAGUGGAGUACUCAGUUAUUUGAUAACUGGUUACUUUUUGAACUAGAGAAGUGUCAGGCUUUUUGCUUUGAAACUAUUUUAUUUAAACAUGCAAUAAUUGAGAGAAGGAACAGUGUAUGGUGUCUAGAGAAACGUGUGGAUGAGUGGAGAGUGAGCAGUUCUAGGCACACUGGGGAGUGGAAAUCAUUUUGCAGAGGUGAAAUGAUUUAUGAGCCUUAUCUAGUAUUUUUUUAAAGAUAAAACUAUAUUCAGCACUUUUUAUUUAUGCUUUUUAUAAUACUAAAGCUAUUCUUGAUUAAAUUGCUGAACUUUUAAUUUUCAGAGUGCACAGGUCAUGAAAUCUGUAAUCAAAGUGUACUGAACUACUUUAGAUCUACAUUAGGGGUUGGCUUGAAAUUUAUUCUUCCAAUUUAUCACCUGCUGCAAUUGCAUUGCUGGCUCUGAGGCUGCUGCAGCUUUGCUUGUACAAAAUUCCUGCUGAUAAAAGCCAUUUUCUGGGUGGCUGAUCAGCCCAGGCAGAGCUGCAGCCCCUGGCUAAGGCAGGGCAGUCGCUCAGUGACUUCAGUCCUGGCUUUUCCUCCAAAAGCUGCCUUGAUUCUCCCUGUCCCAGCUGCUUUCUGCCUGAGCACAGCCCGGGCUGUGUUAAUACAUCACAAAGUUUAUCUGAGUGUACAAAGUCCCUUUUCAAGGCUUUUAAGUUGCAAACUGCAGGAGAGUGAGGCUGGGGCAGCCCUGGAGUUGUGCAUUUUAACUGCUCCAGGAGGGGGGGAGUUGAACCAGAAAAAAGCUGAAAUGCACCUCACUUUAUUGGCAAUAAAACCUCAUUUUGCUGAUGUAGCUUAUUCAGAAUAACUUGGUUAAACUGUGCUAAAAGGGGUUUGCUGAUUAGGAGUUUUUAAUAAAAGGGUUUGUAAGUCACUGGUACCUGCAAAUCCUUUCAUCUACAAAGGGCCAAAAUGAAAGCUGGGAAAUUAAUUUGGUUUUGGUUUUUUUUUUUUAAAAAAAAAAAAAGUUAUCCUCUGGUAGAAAUUGAAGAAGUUGUUACCAACUGUAGUAGGGAAUAAAGCAGUGUACUGAAUUUUUAAAAGACGAAAAAUCCUGUUACAUAUUGUUAACACAUUGAAAACUUUAAGUAUUGUUGAGAAACAAAAUAUUUUUCAAUCCUUUCAAUAAAAUCUUUUUGUAAAGUUGGA